UUCAUCCACUCUCAACUAAUCACCUGUCCCUCUAUCUGUCUCUCCCCCUUCCUCCCUCCCUCCUCUCCGAAAAUAUUCUCCUUACAAGCUUUUGAUCAAUGAACGACCAUUACAAGCAUGAAAACAAAAACCACAACUUAGUCUUUGAUGCAUCGCUCCUCCGAAAUCAACCCGACAUUCCCCAGCACUUCAUAUGGCCGUACGAUGAGCGGCCAUGCAAUGACGACCCACAGGAGCUUGCAGUUCCCCUCAUUGAUUUAAACGCCUUUCUAUCCGAGGACCCUCAUGCACUUUCAGAAACACCACGGAUCGUCCAUGAAGCGUGCAAGAAGCAUGGCUUCUUCAUAGUCAUCAAUCACGGGAUCGACCUGGGCCUCAUACAGAAAGCUCACGAGCACAUGGAGUGUUUCUUUGGGAUGACUCUUUCGGAGAAGCAAAAGGCUCAGAGGAAGGUUGGGGAGCAUUGCGGGUACGCCAGCAGUUUCACCGGCAGGUUCUCGUCUAAACUGCCAUGGAAGGAGACUCUUUCUUUCAGAUACCUCGCGAGCGAUGGAGAUAAAGGUUCACUUAACUGUGUGGAGGAGUACUUCUUGAAUGUUCUGGGCAAUGAGUUUGGAGACUCUGGGAAAGUGUACCAGGAAUACUGCGAAGCCAUGUGCAAACUAUCACUAGGAAUAAUGGAGCUCCUGGGGAUGAGCCUCGGGGUUGGGCGACAACAUUUCAAGGAAUUCUUCCGAGGAAACGAUUCGAUAAUGAGAUUGAACUAUUAUCCACCAUGUCAACGGCCUGAUCUAACCCUGGGAACAGGCCCGCACUGCGACCCGACUUCCCUCACUAUACUUCAUCAGGACCAGGUUGGGGGUCUGCAAGUGUUCGUGGACGGAAAAUGGCACUCUCUUUGUCCCAACCACGGUGCUCUCGUCGUCAACAUCGGCGACACUUUCAUGGCUCUAUCGAACGGAAUCUACAAGAGUUGCCUGCACAGAGCGGUGGUGAACAGUACGGCCGUGAGGAAAUCUCUUGCUUUCUUUCUGUGCCCAAACAAGGACAAGUUGGUUGCCCCACCGAGUAAACUUCUCAAUGCCAAAACUGCUUCAAGAAGAACAUAUCCUGACUUCACAUGGCCGACUCUGCUCGAGUUCACGCAGAGGCAUUACAGAGCCGACAUGAAAACCCUCGACGCCUUCACAAAGUGGCUUCAAGAGCAGCAUAGGAAGAAGCAGGACGAUGCCUAGUGGCCGAUAUAUAUAGCAGCCGAAGAUAUGAGUUGGAUGAAUCCCCAUUUUGGUUUGAUUUUCUCUGGUAAUUAGAAGAGGUUUCGCCUUCGGAGACAAUGUAAUACAUAUUAACCAUAUGCCCCGCUUCUAAAGGAACCAAAUAUGUUUAUGAAACGAUGCUAAUGUCCACGGACGUCCUUAUUUUCUG
Punica granatum (pomegranate) is the source of this 1425-nucleotide messenger RNA. Lineage: Eukaryota; Viridiplantae; Streptophyta; Magnoliopsida; Myrtales; Lythraceae. The record is from RefSeq and is a predicted model, not a curated record.